Gamsiella multidivaricata is the source of this 1407-nucleotide messenger RNA. RefSeq names its product major facilitator superfamily domain-containing protein. NCBI's taxonomy places the organism in Eukaryota, Fungi, Mortierellomycota, Mortierellomycetes, Mortierellales, Mortierellaceae. The transcript has 2 exons. The record is from RefSeq and is a predicted model, not a curated record. Gene Ontology annotation, biological process: transmembrane transport. The coding region runs from base 148 to 1407 and encodes 419 amino acids. Gene Ontology annotation, molecular function: transmembrane transporter activity.
CUGGUUGGGAACUGCCUACCUUAUGACCUCGACUGCUUUCCAGCCGCUUUAUGGCAAGGUUUCGGACAUCUUUGGUUGCAAGACAACAAUGUUGUUUGCAAACUUCAUAUUCCUUUUCGGAUCGCGAUCUCCGGUUGGGCCAAUUCGAUGACGAUGCUCAUCAUCGGUCGCGCUCUCUCUGGUGUCGGUGCUGGCGGUCUCAUGUCCAUGGUCUUCAUCAUUCUCUCGGACAUGCUCGAUAUGCGCGAGCGUGGCAAAUAUCUCGGCUUUGUCGGUGGCAUCUUCUCGUUUUCGUCCGUCAUCGGUCCCCUCCUGGGCGGUACCUUCACAGACCAUGUAACCUGGCGAUGGUUAUUCUGGAUCAACCUGCCUAUCGGUGCGAUCUCGAUCCUGUUUAUUGUCAUCAACCUCAACUUACCGACACCCAAGGGCUCCUUAAAGGAAAAGAUCAAGCGGGUCGAUUUAUUGGGCUCGUUCUUGCUCCUGGUCGCCGUGACCUUGAUUCUUUUACCCUUGAGCUGGGGCGGUAGCAAGUACGCGUGGGACUCGGGUAUCAUUAUCGGUUUGCUCUGCGAGUGUUGCUGCGGCGAUUAUCUUUGUCUUGAUCGAGUGGAAGAUCCCGAACGAGCCCAUUGUCCCAAUCUAUCUGUACAAGAUUCUCAACCUCUGGGUGACUUAUGGUUCAUUGUCCUUCGGCGGUAUGUCCUUCUUUGGCAUUCUCUUCUAUCUUCCCGUGUACUUCCAAGUCGUCAAGGGGAAUCUGCGACCGUCGGUGGCCUGGAGACCGUCCCCUUCGUGGUUGGAAUCUUGAUUACAUCCGUCUCCUCUGGCUUCUGGGUCCUAAAGAGGGGCACCUUUGCCUUUUUUCCUGCCAUGGGCAACUUCUUAUUCAUCACCGGCUCUGCGCUGUGCAUCCUCUUCGAACGAGACACAAAACGCGUCGUGACGAUCUUCGUCCUCUUGGUCUGUGGCCUUGGCAUGGGAUUCACGAUGCAGGCCUCAACCCUGGCGGUGCAAUCGGCCGUGAAACUAAAGUACAUGGCCACGGUGACGGCCUCGGUUCAGUUUGUGCGCUCGCUCGGCCAAGUCUUUGGUGUAGCCAUUGUCGGGACGGUUUUCAACAACAAACUGGAUGAUUCGUUGCGGAGGGACUUCCCUGGCGAUGAAUCAAUCAUGCGGGUGACCCAGGAAUACAGCUACAUUUAUUUGUACAGCCCUGAACAGCGAGAGAUGAUUUACAACAGCUUUGUGCGUGGAUUGCAUUACGCUUUCUAUUGCUGUGUCGCGUUCUGUACGAUGGCAAUUAUCAUGAGCUGCUUCAUCCAGCACAAGGAGCUCAAGACGAAUACCAACCAGCAGAAGGGCUCCAAACCUGAGAUGUCUGAGAUGUCGGCUGAGAUGGUUUGA